CGGCGAGGAACUGUCAUGCCAACGCUGUCUCGGGAACCUCGAAUAUCCAUAGCCUACGCUACAGCCACAGUGCCCGGGGAGCUCCAGCGCAUCGUGUGACCUACGCCGACUAUCCUGCUACACCCCCUGAGAACUGAGGUGCUCCGAAUCGAUACGAGGAGACCACACAUGCUAAAUACCUGUACAGUUUCUUGAAUAGACAUCGGAGGGGGAAAAAAGAAGAGUGCAAGAUGAACAGCCUUCUUAAAAUCUUGUGCACUGUAUGCCUUGCAUUCGGUGUGACCCUGGGUCGGGAGGUGACCGUACCCGCCGGGCCUCUCUUGCGAGUGGAAGGCCAGUCGGUGGCUCUCCCCUGCUCGGUCGCCAACUACGAAGGACCCAGCGAGCAGGACUUUGAUUGGAUGCUGGUGAAGGGGGACGCUGCCACCGCACUGGACACUGUCCAGAUCAUCUCCACUUUCGACACCUCGUUCACAGAUGUGUCCUUGAGGGAGCGCGUGGCCAGCGGGGACAUCCUGAUCAAGCGUCUGGCCGACAACAAAGUGGAGCUCAAGAUCAAGGAGGUGAAAGUGUCGGACAGCGCCACCUACAGGUGUAAAACGCCCAGCACGGACACGCUGAUCGUGGGGAAUUAUCAGGCUGAUGUGGAACUUCGAGUCAUACCCAACAGCCUUGUGGUGGAGCCACGGCCCCCUGCGCCAGUCAUCCCCGAGGGUGGCACCGUGGGGCUCUUCUGCAACGCCUCCUGGGACCACACGCUGGGCACCCAGCUCUCCGUCACCUGGUCCGCCCGCAAAGGCGUGGCCACCCUGGAGGACCUGCUGACCUUCGGGCCGGACGGCGCGGUGGCGGUGACGGACGCGGCGGCCCAGCGCUACGCCAGCGGCGGCCUGAGGCUGGACCUGCACCGCAAGGGCACCUACGGCCUGGUGCUGACCGGAGCCGCGCCGGCCGACCAGGGCGUGUACGUGUGCACGGCCCGCGAGUGGACCAGAGAGGGCGGCGCCCCGUACAAGCUGCAGCAGAAGAGGACGGACAUCGGCCACGUGUCCAUCACGCCAACAGCCCAGUCGCUGAACGUCUCGGCCCACGGCAGCACCGCGCUGACCACAGGCGACACGCUGACCCUGAGCUGCCUGGUCGGGGCGGACGACUACUCCCUCCUGGGCCUGGAGGUGGCCUGGCUGGCGGCCGGCUCCCGCGUCCUGGCCCGCAUGGACCGCGACGGCGUGGUGAACGGCUCGGGCACGGACCCCCUGGCGUCCGCGGGGAUGAGACGCGUGCGCGAGGGGGAGUUCAGGCUGGUGCUGCCCGCCGUGGAGACGUCCGACGCGGGCAUGUACCUGUGCCAGGUGCGGGCGUGGGUGCGCCUCAGCGGGGGAGGCUGGUACCAGGCGGCAGAGAAGACCUCCAACCAGCUCCAGGUUCGAGUGACCCAUUUAGACACCGAUUUCAGCGUGCUCUUCUCGGCCCUGGCCACGCCCCGUCUCCCCGGCGACCCCGCCGAGCUGGAGUGCCGCGUGACCAACGUGACGCACCUGCGGGACGGCCGCUUCGCCGUCUCCUGGCACCACACGGCGGCGCCCGCCCACCUGGCCUCGCCCGGCGCCACCACCGCCGCCCAGCGCAGCGUCACGAUCGGCUCGCUGGACGCCAACGGCGCGCUCGCGCCGGGCCCGCGCCACCGCCGGCGCCUGGACGCCGGCCUGGUCGCCGUGACGCGCGAGGAGCCGCUCACCUUCAAGCUCCGCCUGCUGCAGACGGGCGAGAUGGACCUGGGCGAGUACAGCUGCAGCGUCAGCGUCUGGACGCCCGGUCGCCACGGCGUCUGGGAGAGCGCCGUCGACCAGCAGACCGCCCCCUUCAAGCUGUCCUUCGCCAUGAAGAGCCCGACGCUGCGAGUCGUGGCCCGGCGCGUUCGCGAGGCCACCCUCAGCGGCGCCACCUUCGAGAUGAGCUGCCAGGUGAUGGCCGAGAACCUGCGCGGGCCGGCCUACUCGGUGCUGAUCCACUCGCAGGCCACGCCGAGCUCCCCGCAGCGCCGCAUCGCCUCGCUCAGCCCGGAGGCGGUGGCGCGCCUGGAGGACUGGAGCGAGCCGGGCCGCCAGGACUCGGUGGUGCUGCUGCGGACCGGGCCGCACGAGUUCAGCUUCCGGCUGCAGGGCGUCCAGGUGUCGGACCGCGGCUACUACUCGUGCGAGGUGAGCGCCUGGACCAAGCAGCCCGGGGAGAUGGACUGGACCAAGGCGGUGCGAUCGGAGUCCAACCGAGUCCAGAUCUCCUUCGAACACACAGGUCCGUCGUUCGGCAUCUCCAUCAGCUCCGACUCCACCAGCGUGUACCCCUGGGAGACGGCCAAGAUGGAGUGUGCCAUGAGUGUCUCUGGAACCCCUCCAAACCCAGACGACAUGGCGUUCGAGCUGCGCUGGUUCCUGACGCGGCUGCGCGGCGCCGACAACCCGGUUCUGCUGGCCACCAUGGACCGGCACGGCGUGGUCAAGACCAGCCCGCGCAACGACAGCAGCGACGUGAGCGUGGAGCGCCUGGGCGCGCGCUCCUACGGCCUCAGCGUCUACGGCACGCAGGACAACGACACGGGCGAGUACCACUGCGCCGCCACGCCCUGGCUGCGCUCGCCCACCACUGGCGCCUGGAGCCAGGCGCCCGCCCUCACCUCCGCCAGGGUCUUCCUCAACGUCAAGUUCGCCCUGGGGGACUCCAUGAAGCUGCCGCUGCUGUACGGGGUGUGUGCCGCCGGCUUCAUGGGCCUGCUGUCUCUGCUGCUGGGCCUCAUCUGCGCCCGCUGCUGCUGCCGGAACACGGCCUACACCCCGCGCCCCCGCACCAAGCUCAUGGAGCUCGAGAUGGACUGACAACGACUGUAGAGGCCCCCCACCUCUACCACUUUCUGGACCAGCGCUAAGCAUAUCCCGACAGCUACCAGUACCACACGAGAAGGGUAUUGGCAGUGUGUGUUAUUGACCUCUGGAUGCACCAAUGAGGGGACGGGGGAGGGAUAUGAUUGGACCAGAAUGAGGAGGGAGGAGCCACUUAACAACCAAUGAAGGCCGCCAGUGGAAGCCUGGAGAUGUUAUUGCACUUGACUCUUGGCUGGAUUUAUUAGCGAACUAUCUCCAUUUUAUUUCUCUCUUUUGUUAGUGUUUUUAAUGACUUUCUGAAGAGACAAACACACACACAGAGACACACAUAUAUAGCAAACAGAGCUUUAAACCAAGCCAAUAUGUAGGAAAAGCAAUUCAUGUGAAGCUUAGAAGUUCUUAUAUUUCUUCAGCAAGGUUCUGUGCUCAAUGACCAUGGCCUUGCUAACCAUAUAUAUGAAUCCCUAGAGGGAUUCUGCCAUAAAAGUAAAUUCACCAGGACGCACAGCAUCCAGGUUUAAUGCUAAACAACUAAUAUGGAUGGUGCUAGUAAAAUACACUGAAAGCCGCCCUAACAUGGGAAAUGUAGUUCUUAGUAAAUGUUUUUAGGUGGGAAAAAAAAUCCAGUGAGUUGGAUUGUUUGUGGUUUUAAAUGUGGAAGACGUAUGCACUGACUGACAUACUGACCGACCGACCGACUGACUGACCGACGGAUCAGCUUGGACUGACUGGAGGCAACGACUGGCCAGUUCCUGGUGGGGCCGACCCUGUGCCUUUGGCCCCAGACUCACGGGCCCCCUGGGGCAGUUCCGGAGACUGCUCAUCCACCUCUGCGUCCAAGAGGAAGUGGAGCUGAAAGUGCUCCCCCCCCCCACCCCAGCCGUCCUCCCUCGCGCUCACCCCACCCCCGCCCCCAGCACCGUCCGUCCGCAUGGCAUUGUGGGAGAUCAUCUCAGAUCGGCGACCUCGUCUCUUCGAAUCGGUCACACUCCCCUUCUUUUUCUCUCUCUCUCUCCAUCCAGCUGCAGGGCGUUGACCCUAAAUUGGACCCCUUCUCCGCCCAUGUCCAACUGUGUGUGUGUGUGUGUCUGUGUGUGUGUGUGUGUGUGUAGCAUUGUGGCUCUUCUCCCUGGAGCAAUCUUCUAGCCGGCAGAGACCCGCAGAGACCCGCAGAGACCCAGGAACAAAAGCACUCCCCUCCCCUCCCUCCAUACGGAGUUUCCCCAGUGAGCCUUUCGGGAAAAAAAAAAGAGAGAGAAAAAAAUAAUGCAAGAUCUCUCCAGCAUGUCAUUGUCCUCCCACACAUCCUCCCACACACACACACACACACACUCACACACACACACAAAUACACCAUCCUCGUAUGCCUACUUGGUCCACUGAUCCAACAGAAAAGGGUUCUUGUGAAGCAGACCAGAUGGAUCAUAUCGGCAGCCAAUGGCAUCCUGGGUCCCUGAUCUGUGACCAGUUUAUUUCACAAGAGCGCCGCCCUGGUGGACUUAAUCAUUAUGCCAUGACCACAGGACACUGAGGUGGGACUUCACUGACAUGAGCACUGUUAUGUUUUGCUGUUGUUGUUACGAUGUUGAUAUAAUUAUUAUUAUAUUGUUCUUGUUAUAAUUAAUAUUAUUAUUUUUAGUUUUUUUUCCAACUUGAAAUUCUAUUGUGACAUUUUUAGCAUAUUUUGAGUAUUUCUUGAUGCUACCGCGCCAAUGUGAGUUGUUAUGACUGCGUAUGUUUGUGCCAUUUUCCCUCCUCCAGUAAGGGUAAUGUUUGAUCAGGUUUUGUAUAUUUCAUUAGAUUUUACACCGUUCUGGAUAAAAAAUGAGAAAUUAACAGUAAAUGUUUUAUAUUGA
Sardina pilchardus (European sardine) is the source of this 4735-nucleotide messenger RNA. RefSeq names its product prostaglandin F2 receptor inhibitor b (gene ptgfrnb). Gene Ontology annotation, cellular component: membrane. The transcript has 9 exons. The coding region runs from base 231 to 2873 and encodes 880 amino acids. NCBI's taxonomy places the organism in Eukaryota, Metazoa, Chordata, Actinopteri, Clupeiformes, Clupeidae. The record is from RefSeq and is a predicted model, not a curated record.